Messenger RNA from Pseudonaja textilis, 2553 nucleotides. It is a transcript of the gene DAZAP1, whose product is annotated as DAZ associated protein 1. Gene Ontology annotation, molecular function: mRNA binding. Gene Ontology annotation, biological process: regulation of translation. Gene Ontology annotation, cellular component: cytoplasm. NCBI's taxonomy places the organism in Eukaryota, Metazoa, Chordata, Lepidosauria, Squamata, Elapidae. The record is from RefSeq and is a predicted model, not a curated record.
GCUUGCGCAGGCGCGCGACGGCGGCGGCGGCGGCUCUGGCUGACUGUCGCCGGGCCCCUCUAGUGUGAGGUAAAGCUGAAAAAGGCGGCAGUGAGGACGGCGGCGGCGGCGCCUGGAGUUGUGAGGGCGCUUGUGGCAGGCGGUGAAGCCCAAGGGAAGAAGCGGGACGUGGGGAAAGCGGCGUUAAGGAGCCGCCACCGCCUCUCUUCGCGGCGCCGCCAGAGAAAGAAAGGAGGAGAAGAGCGGCAGCUGACCGGGGCCUACCCCCCCACCCCCAGGCCAUUCUGCCCCCGUCGCCGCCAUGAAUAGCGUCGGGGGCGCCGACGAGAUCGGGAAACUAUUUGUAGGAGGCCUAGAUUGGAGCACCACACAAGAAACCCUCCGUAGCUAUUUUUCCCAAUAUGGGGAAGUUGUCGACUGUGUAAUAAUGAAAGAUAAGACUACAAAUCAGUCAAGAGGAUUUGGAUUUGUCAAGUUCAAAGAUCCCAACUGUGUGGGAACUGUCCUGGCCAGCAGACCCCAUACGUUAGAUGGCCGAAAUAUUGAUCCCAAACCCUGUACCCCUCGAGGAAUGCAGCCUGAGAGAACACGACCAAAGGAAGGAUGGAAAGGAUCCAGGAGUGAUAGCAAGUCCCAUAAAAUUUUUGUUGGUGGGAUCCCUCACAACUGUGGCGAAACGGAGCUCAGGGAAUACUUCAAGAAGUUUGGAGUGGUUACUGAAGUGGUAAUGAUCUAUGAUGCAGAGAAACAGCGACCCCGAGGUUUUGGAUUUAUUACUUUCGAGGACGAACAAUCAGUGGACCAGGCUGUCAACAUGCAUUUUCACGACAUCAUGGGCAAAAAAGUGGAGGUGAAGCGAGCCGAACCCCGGGAUAGCAAGAGCCAGACUCCAGGCCCAACAGGCACCAGCCAGUGGGGAAGCCGGAUCAUGCCAAGUGCCGCCAAUGGCUGGGCAGGACAGCCCCCACCCACCUGGCAACAAGGAUACGGACCUCAAGGUAUGUGGGUACCAGCUGGACAAGCACUUGGUGGGUAUGGUCCCCCUCCACCAGGUAGAGGAGCGCCACCUCCACCGCCGCCUUUUACCUCGUACAUUGUUUCGACACCUCCAGGAGGAUUCCCACCCCCGCAGGGUUUCGCACAGGGAUAUGGCACCCCUCCGCCUUUCAGCUUUGGGUAUGGUGCCCCACCUCCUCCACCUGACCAGUUUGCUCCUCCCGGGGUUCCUCCACCUCCUGCCACCCCUGGGGCAACACCACUCGCUUUCCCUCCACCUCCACCACCAUCUCAGCCAACUCAGGACAUGAACAAGCCUCCAGCUGCCCAACCAGAUUUCCCCUAUAGCCAGUUUGGGCUGGGUACCUAUUCUCAAGAACCUUCAGGCUUCGGGCCAAUACUUUGUUUUCACACUUAUGGUCAGGCUGAGAAGUGAAUUACCGUAGGAUACGGACAAGACUUGAGUGGCUUUGGACAAGGCUUUGCCGACCCCAGCCAACAGCCCCCCUCCUAUGGAGGCCCUUCAGUACCACCCUCAAGUGGGCCGCCCGCAGGGGGCAGUGGUUUUGGCCGUGGACAGAACCAUAACGUUCAAGGUUUUCACCCCUACCGACGCUAGCGUGCCCACCUAGAAAUCAGGGAGUUCUGUCCAGAGCAGGAUAUCUGGUAUCAGCUGAAACCCAGGAAGCCCAGACUUAUGAACUUGUGACAAUCACCUACUUUACCAGAGGGGGAGGGGGGGGAACCACAAAUGUAACAUCUUUUGGAGGGGUGUUGGGGGAGGAAGAGGAGGCAGCUUUUGAAAGCAGAGUUGUCUGUGGUGUUUGGACUGCAUUUUUUUUUUUAAACAAAAAAAUUUUUUCUUUAACCCAUCAGCACAAAAUAAAGAGUGUCACUGGUUCAAACUACAGGGUUUUAAAAAUGUCUUCAGCUUUAAUUAAAAAAAAAAUCUUCAGGUUUCUUUAUUUUUGUUGAAAAUUUAUUUUUUUUCCUGAGCCUUUGUUUUACCAUAUAUUGUAAACUUUAUGUUCAAAGAAGAAGAAAAAUAUAUACAUUUACAGAUUGUGAGAUUUUUAAGAGAAAUUUUCUACUAUGUAUGCAGGCUUAUUUUUUAAUUUAAAAGAAAAAAAAAACAGGGUUUCCAUUAGCACUGCUUAGAGGGUCAAGUUUUGAACCUCCUUUUGUUAAUGUGGUUGGUCCAGAAACUGAGUUAUUAAAAAAAAAAAGUGGGAAGUGGAAAUAGGAAAGGAAUUUUAAGUAUGUCCGUUUGUCAUUUUGUUACUGGUUUUGGAUCUGAUUAAAAAGUCCAGGAGCAGAGUUGUUUGAAAGGGGUCAGCGUAUCACUUCUUGAAGCACAGCAUUUCAAUUGAGGCUUCAUGUUCUUUAAAAAAAUUCUUUGGGGAUAUGAAUUUCUUUAAGGGGGUUAAUGGAAGCCUUGUGAAGAUGUAGAUUUCCCUCAGGCAAAAAAAAAAAUAAAAAAUGGGGGUGCAUUUUGCACUAACCAGCGAUUUCCCCUGGUUUGAAUAAAGAAAAGUACAUUUGGAUUAGAAAUGCAAA